Molecule: messenger RNA, 1483 nt
Organism: Hemicordylus capensis (graceful crag lizard)
Lineage: Eukaryota; Metazoa; Chordata; Lepidosauria; Squamata; Cordylidae
Gene: EMX1
Product: empty spiracles homeobox 1
Exons: 3
Coding region: 398-1141 (247 amino acids)
Biological process (GO): brain development; central nervous system development; regulation of DNA-templated transcription
Molecular function (GO): DNA-binding transcription factor activity, RNA polymerase II-specific; DNA binding
Source: RefSeq, a predicted model, not a curated record
GACCCCGCUCCCGCCUCCUCCUCUCCCCUCCUGCUCCCCCCUUCCCACGUGCCCUCCCCAACCCCGGGGCAGGUGAGCCUGGCCAAUCAGAGGGGGCGGCCCCGGCAGGUACCCGGCUUAUCUGGACGGCUCGCCCAAGAGCGUGCCCACUGCGCACCGGGUGGAUGGGGCGGCAGGAGGGAGCGGGGGUGAGUGCGCGUGUGAACGGGCGUGAGCUCCAGUCCCACCUCCCCAGAGCCGCCUGGCGGUGUGCGCUGCCUGGACCAGCCCUCCUGGCUCAGUUCGGGAGGCUUGGUCGGUCGCCGGCUCCUGCCGCCCCGUCGUGGCGCCCCUCUGCACCCACGCCCGGGGGGCCCCUUACACAGGCGCGCUCACGCUCGCCCCGUCGGGCGCCAUCAUGUUCCAGCCGGCGGCAGCGGCGGCGGCUAAGCGCUGCUUCACCAUCGAGUCUCUGGUGGGCAAGGAGAGCAGCCACCCGCUGGCCGAGGAGCCGCUCCGACCCGCCGCCCUCGGCUACCCGGCCAGCGCGGCCGUCGAGGCCUUCGCGCACGGCUUCCAGGGCUCGGCUGCGGCAGCCGCCGCCGCUGCCGGGCGCUCCCUUUAUGGCAGCCCGGAGCUGCUCUUCCCCGAGGCCGUGAGCCACCCGCCCUUGGCCGUCCACCCGCCCCAGCUGGGCGCCUCGCACCUCCCGCACUCGCCGCACCCUUUCUUCGGCUCGCAGCCCCGCGACCCACUCAACUUCUACCCCUGGGUUCUCCGCAACCGCUUCUUCGGCCACCGCUUCCAAGGCAGUGAGGUGUCCCAGGAGAGCCUGCUCCUGCACGGCCCCUUCGCCAGGAAGCCCAAACGGAUCCGCACGGCCUUCUCGCCCUCGCAGCUCCUGAGACUGGAACGGGCCUUCGAGAAGAACCACUAUGUGGUGGGAGCUGAACGCAAACAGCUGGCCAGCAGCCUCAGCCUCUCGGAGACACAGGUGAAGGUCUGGUUCCAAAACAGGAGGACCAAAUAUAAGAGGCAGAAAUUGGAAGAGGAAGGUCCUGAGUCAGACCAGAAGAAGAAAGGUUCCCACCAUAUCAACCGGUGGCGGAUUGCCACCAAACAGUCCAAUGGGGAAGAUAUUGACGUCACGUCCAAUGACUAGAGAGAGGUGGGAAGAGGCUGCUGGGCAAGAGAUCCAUGAGCUGAACACAUGGGAAGAGGGACACACACGGGAGACUGGACAAGGACAGAGCAGCCACCCACAGCCGCCUCCUGUGUGGACUUCUCCGUGGAGCACACCCAGAGACAUGCAAGGCCUAGGAAACCUCCUCUCUGGUGCUCCUGCCAGCUCCCCAGCCCGUGGGGCAGCCGAUGGGAACAUGGCACACUUGGGCGAGAGCAGUGGAGGCAAGAGACUCUGGGCUCCGGGAGGUGAAGGGGGUUGCUUCUUACUCCGAGGGAAGCCAGCUUUCACCAGGCGAGCAAAUAAACAUAUCAACCAAGA